Messenger RNA from Bactrocera neohumeralis, 6310 nucleotides. It is a transcript of the gene lap, whose product is annotated as phosphatidylinositol-binding clathrin assembly protein LAP. The transcript is spliced from 17 exons. Gene Ontology annotation, biological process: synaptic vesicle budding from presynaptic endocytic zone membrane; clathrin coat assembly; clathrin-dependent endocytosis. The record is from RefSeq and is a predicted model, not a curated record. Gene Ontology annotation, cellular component: synaptic vesicle; clathrin-coated pit; clathrin-coated vesicle. The coding region runs from base 431 to 2839 and encodes 802 amino acids. Lineage: Eukaryota; Metazoa; Arthropoda; Insecta; Diptera; Tephritidae. Gene Ontology annotation, molecular function: SNARE binding; phosphatidylinositol-4,5-bisphosphate binding; clathrin heavy chain binding.
GCUUCAUCUUCGCUGGUAACAAAUAAGGUCUAAAGAGCAGGCAAGUGCGUGUUGUACGUGGCUGUGGCUAUAUCGAAUUGUGGCCAACCAAAAGCUCUACAUAUAGCUAAUUUACUCAAUACUCGUGCUAUAAAUAAAAAAUAAAUUGUCACUCAACACUCAAUAAGUUCAACCUCAAAAUAAAUCAAACCAUUUGAGCUCAAUUUAAUUCAAUUCCCAUCUUCGCCACUAAACGUAGGGCGAAAAGUGAUAAACAAAAAUUGUAAAAAAAGAAAUAACGGAACUUUAAGCAAACAGUAAUAAUAGUUGUCAAUCAGUGAAUAUAAACACCUUAACGAUUCCAGCGCUGAUUUCAAGUCCAACUUCAGCUUAGAACAUCUGCUAAGAUAGCACCAGCAAAGCGCACAGCAAAUUAAAAAGCGGCAGCAUCAUGACUAUGGCAGGGCAGACCAUCAACGAUCGGCUCUUGGCAGCGCGGCAUAGCUUGGCCGGUCAAGGCCUGGCUAAGUCAGUGUGCAAGGCCACCACAGAGGAGUGCAUCGGGCCCAAGAAGAAACAUUUGGAUUAUUUGGUACAUUGCACGAACGAACCGAAUGUCUCCAUACCGCAUUUGGCCAAUUUACUUAUUGAACGCUCACAGAAUACCAAUUGGGUGGUUGUAUAUAAAGCGCUGAUAACCACUCAUCAUUUGAUGGCAUAUGGCAAUGAGCGAUUCAUGCAGUAUUUAGCGUCCAGCAACUCAACGUUUAAUCUCAGCAAUUUUCUGGACAAAGGAGGGGUGCAAGAUGGCUUAUCGGCACCGGGUGGCAGAAUGGGCUAUGACAUGUCUCCGUUCAUACGACGCUAUGCCAAAUACUUGAACGAGAAGUCACUCUCAUAUCGUGCAAUGGCUUUUGAUUUUUGCAAAGUAAAGCGCGGCAAAGAUGAGGGUUCUCUGCGGACCAUGAACGCCGAUAAACUGCUUAAGACAUUGCCAGUACUGCAGGCGCAGUUGGAUGCUUUAUUGGAGUUCGAUUGUCAGGCCAAUGACUUGAGUAACGGUGUCAUCAACAUGAGCUUUAUGCUGCUCUUCCGCGACUUGAUACGUUUGUUUGCGUGCUACAAUGAUGGCAUCAUUAAUUUGCUCGAGAAAUAUUUCGAUAUGAAUAAGAAGCAUGCACGCGAUGCUUUGGAUUUGUACAAAAAGUUUUUGGUGCGCAUGGAUCGUGUUGGUGAAUUUCUCAAAGUCGCUGAGAAUGUUGGCAUUGAUAAAGGUGAUAUACCUGAUUUAACUAAAGCUCCUAGUUCUCUCUUGGAUGCUUUGGAACAACAUUUGGCUACUUUGGAGGGUCGCAAAGUAUCCGCCGCUAAUACACCAACACAAUCGGCAAGCAAUCAGAAGAAUGUUAAAUCCGCUGUCACUGCCUUAUCUUCCACCAGCUCAUCCUUUGGCACAGCCGCCGCAUCAAGCAAAUUCGACACGACCAAUGGCAUCGAUGAGCAAUUGAAAGCCCAGGUAUUGGCCGAAGAGGAGGCUGCAAUGAAUCAAUACAAACAGUCGAAGGUCUCUUCACCUACUGCAGGCGGUGCUGGUGCUGCACUAACAAAUCCAUUUUUAUCGUCGCCGCCAGCCAGUGGCGCUGGCGCACCGAUAGUCGAUCUGUUUGGUGCAGCUCCGGCAACGGCUGCCGGCUCGACUGGUGACACCGGUGCAGGCGGCACAAAAGCCUCCGAUGAUUUGCUACAAUUGGGAAAUCCAUUUGCUGAUAUGUUCGAUGCACCAGUCGGUGGUGCAGGCGCUGGUGGCGGUGUGACAGCAGCAACAGGUGGUGCACAGAAUGCCAAUAAUAUUUGGAUGCAUAAUAAUGGUUUCAAUGGCGCGCCUUCGGCGGCUGCUAACGCCUUCGUCUCGGACAGCAAUUUUUCAUCCGUUUUCGGUAACACUGAACCAGCCGCGGCUGCUGCAUCCUCCUCUGCCGCGGCGGCCUUGCCAAAUCCAUUCUUCGACACCAUGGAAGCGCCGUUCUUUGGCGCACAGCAACAACAGCACCAGCAAGCGGAUUUUUCAACUCACAGCACCGCCGCUGCCGCUGCUUAUAUGCCACAGGGGGCACAAGCUGCGCAAACGCUCUUUAUGAACACCGCAACUAUGGUGGCGCCGGCGCCACAACAAUUCCCACCAGGCUUUGAUGCUCUGGGUGAUGUACUAAAACCUGGCAUCACUGCCACGCAUCCAGCCGCUUCCAAUCAAACAACUAUUGUCACUGCAGGUGCUCUGGGUAUGGCUGGUAGUCAGCAGCAGCAACUACUCACCCAACAACAACAGCAACAACAACUGUUUCAACAACAACAACAACAAACACAGCCAACUAAUACUGGCAAAAUACUCACUGGCGAUUUGGAUAGCUCGCUUAUGUCACUUGUAGAUAAUCUGAAUAUAAACAAAUCGAGCAGUGCAAAACCCGUGCAAUGGAACUCACCGAAAAAUACAGCGAAACCCGGUGCUAAUUGGACACCUCAACCAAUGGCUGCUACAACUGGUGCUGGCUAUCGUCCAAUGGCACAUGGCAUGACAGUAAGUCCUGCGCCUAUCACAAUCCAAAACCAUCAGUAUAUACACGCUAGUUAUCCUGUUAUACCAAAUUAUAUGCAGCAGGGAAUGCCGGUGAUGGGCCAACCUAUGAUGGGCCAAGCCCCUUUGACUGGCGUACAGCCGACGAUGGCGCCAAUGAUGGCAGCGGCGCCGCAAGCGCUGCACAGUAGUGCGAUAACAAUGCAACCGCAAUCGAUCCAUCACCAACCGCAACAACACAAUGGCAGUAAUAAGGGAGCGCCACCGGAUCCAUUCGGCGUAUUAUAAGUUGGCUAAACCGAUCGGCCGGACAUGAGCAACACUAACAACACAACUACGAAUAAGCGCAGCAGAGCUGCUGCAUAGACGUGUGUGGCGCCAUCCAACAACACUAACAACACUUCGUAUAAUCAAACCACAUCUAAACCGAUGGCAGGGGGGUAUGCAAAAGAAAAGAAAAAAAAAAAAAAAACAAAACAAAGAUUGCUAAAAUGGCUAGCAAAAAGCGCUGGCAAGCGGAAGGGGGCGUGGCCGUUAAUUGGGGGUGCGUAGAUAGCUUAGCUGUGGUAGAAAAUGUUGAUGCCUUCCAUUUGAAAGGGGACCGGGUGCGUGUAGAGCAAGUUGUGCAUGUCAUUCAUAAGAAAACAUAAUAAAAAGUAUAAUAAUAAUAACAAAAAACACGUUUGAAAUUAUAAAUUAAAUACAAUUGAAUACUAUUAUGAUUAUAUUAUAUUAUAUUAUAUACAAUUAAAUGCAAGCAAACAUCAAGAGAAAACAAAAUGUAAUGAAGCAGCGUUAAAAUUAGUAAAUAAACAAAGAGCAUACCAUAAAAUACAUUAUUGUAUUGUACUAUUUCUUAUAAAUAUAAUUAUUCUAUUGUAUUAUGUAACUGCAAAUACCAUUACCAAUCACAAAGAGCGUUCAUUGAAAUGCGUAAAUUAGCAAAAACAACAAAACCAACAAAGAGUUAUACAAAAUAAACGACAAAUAUAUAUAUAAAUUAAACGCAGCAUACUUACUAUUAUUAUAUAUAUGUAUACAUAGUAUAUGAAAGAGAUAUUCGUAUCUAACUAUAUAAACAUACACAGAUGUAUAUGAGUAAUGCAAAAACUUCUAUAAAUUAGUGAUGUAAGUGACACUCAAAGCUGGCACGCUAAUGUUAAAUUACCCCAAAAAAACACAUAAAAGUUAUAUACAGAGAAGCAUACGCAAAGUAGUUCAAAACAACAAAAAAAAAAGAAAAAAAGAAUGAUGUGUUAUAAGUAAAAGAUACUAAAGGUAUUUGUUGUAGUUUGUAUAAUGUAAAGUUGGCGUCAAAUAUAUGUAUAUGUAUCUAAAAGCGUUAAUUUAUAAAUGAUAUAACACGCGAAAGUAGCAGCAAAGCGAAAAAUAAACGCAGCAGCAAAUAUAGCGCAGAACAAAGCAAAACCAAUUAUAUUGUCCCGUUGAAUAUAUGCAGAUUACAUUUGUAUGUAUGUGUAUACAUAAAUUAUGUGUGUAAAUAUAUAUAAAUAUAUAUUUGUAAAAAAUGCAGCAACCGAAAGUUCAAGUUGAUAAGCUAAAGAGAAACGCUAUAAUAAUUACUGUUGCUAAGUGCAGUGUACUAAUCAUAAGCAUAUACCAUUAUACUUACAUACAUACAUAUAUAAAUUUUUUUCCAUUUUGCAUGCAAGCAAAUGACCACACUGCAUGCGACAUAUUUUCUUUGCACACAACAGUUUUUUGUUUUUUUGUUUUUUUCUUCAAAAUAAUUCAAAUCAAAAUAAUUGUAAUGCUGAAGCGCCUGCAACGAAUUUAACUUUUGCAAAAUUCAAUUUCGGACAGCAUGCAGCUUUUUCAAUGUGCUUGGAUUUCUAUAAAUCGUAUUGUAAUGCAAUUAUGACAAAAAAUCGUUGAGCAGCGCUGAUUUUGACGGUUAAAUUACGCAAUGGUUUUAUGUGCUUUUUACAACUCCGCUGAAUAUAUUCAGUAUACAAGUUUAGAAAGCUCUUUUAUGCUGAAUUUAUUCAGAAGCGUUGAAGAAAGCUGAGAUAAAAUGACGCAUUAAUUUAAGUUUGGCAACAUAAAAUCUCGUAUGCGUUUUUUGACUUACAACAUUUACUUACAAAUUGCGCAAACAAAAAUCCACAGUGUUUGUUCUGAAGUUUGUGAUCAUCAUGUCAGAAUUUCUUCGAUACUUGCGCUCAUCGUGAGUUCAAGCGGUUGCAAAAUGAAAAUACAUGUAUGUGAACGAGAUUAAGUAUGCUGACUAAGUAACUCUGCUUUCUUUUCUUGUCUUUAAUUAAUAAGUGUCAGUCAGGCUAACUCAAAAUUACUUGUUGACUACUUCCGGCACAUAAAGUUUAAUAUUAAUGACAUAUAAUCAAUUGUGAGCUGACAAAUGUGCUUGAUUUGCAAGCCAGUUGUGUGUAUAACGUCAGCUAAAAUGCAAAAUAACAUAACAGCACUUUUCAUAAGUUUACAGGCGUAGGAAAAACGGUGUAAUAUAAGCCACUCAUAUUGAAACAAAAUUUUGUUUUGGUUAUAAAAUGGUUAUAUAUUGGUUAUAUAAUAGUUACGUAUUGGUUAUAUAACAGUUAUGUAUUGGUUAUGUAUUGGUUAUAUAAUGGUUAUAUCUGACAGCGGCAGUUGAACAUUUUAUGCAACAUAUAUGUAAUAUGAUGUAGUGCAUUGUAAGCAAUAAAAAACUCAAUUUCGAUACUCUGAUGUUACGUUAUUUUGCAUUUUAGGUGACGAUAUGUAAAAUAAACUGUUUACUUAAAUACUUAAAUUAGCUUUGUUUGCUGAACGACUGCACAGCAAAUCUGUUUGGCGUAAAAAUUUGUUGUUCAUUAAGUAUUUUGUCGACUCUAAGUAGACUUCUAUGUAUGUACCUUACUACUUCAGGAUUUUGUGCCUAAAUUAUAUCGCUGCUUUAGAUACUUUUUUUAAAUCACACAUCAUACUUGUGCCUGACUGUUCAUCUUCGCUGAUGUGUCUGCAUUCUAUUGUCUGCGUUCGAGCCUGUUAAUAAUUGUGUCUAGCGCAUAGUAGAUUUCUAAACAAUAAUAAAUAAUAUACUUAAUCAUUUCUGUUCUCAAAAAAAACGCAUUCCAAAUUAAUAACAAAAAAAAAAAAACAUUGAGAGAAAACGUGCUUAAAACUUCGUCUGUUUGGUAUUAAAAAUAAAUAAAUUAUAUUAUAUAAAUUUUAUAAAUUAAAAAAAAAAUUAGUUAAAUAUUUUUUAUUACGUCAAGUUUUAAUCACCAUAAUUUUGCAAUUUUUUGUAUGCUUAUGUCAACGUUUUCAAAAAUAUUUGUAAAAUAUUUGGCGCUAAAAACUGUAGUUGCUCUUUGAAAAAGUUCUAAAAUGUGUGAUUUUUCCCCUUUUAAAUACAAUUUUUUUUAGUAUUUCAAAUAAUUAGUAGCACUGUGCAAAUGACGCAGCACAUACUAGUGAGUAAUGCGUAUAUUUAAAUGUUAAAAUUUAUUUCUAGUUUAUAAAUAAUAUUCGCAGGUAUGCUAUGUAAUUAUGUUAAAUAUUAUUAUGUAUCUGUAUGUAAAUUUGCAAAUUUUGAUGUAAAUACAACAGAAAAACAAAACUCUUUACAAUUCUAUUUGAGAAGUGAGUCGUGGCAGUUGUAGAGAACGAUAAUUUAUAUUACCAUAAACGACCAAUACCAAUAAUUCUGAACUGUUUUGUGUAAGUUAAUUGAUAAUAACGAAUCGUAGCUUAUGAUUGUAAUGAUGAUGAUAAUAAAAAUAAACAACAACAAACGUA